UAUGAGUAUGUGUGGUGUGUGUACAUGCCAGACGUGUCGAGUGGAUCCAAUGCAGCAGCAGCAGCAGCAGGCGGUUGAAAACACCGUGGCUGUGUACGCGCACAGACACACAUACACCCGCAGCUCACACGUACAGACAACAAAUGACAAAGAAAAGUCCAAAAUGGCGAUCGUGUCGGUGUAGGUGCAUUUCACACAGUCGAACGACCGUCUCGCGAUAGUGCGAUACGACGACGACGACUCGGGCAACACAACAAGAAGGUUCGUAGCGCAUAUAAGUUUCUUAAUCGCUGCAGUCAGUGGCCUACGUGUGUGCAACUCUCGUGCGCGUCUAUAUAUGUAUGUGGACAAAUAUAUAUCCCUGUGUACGUGCAUAACUUGUGAGUAUAUGCAGCAUAACUACUCCGACGGCUCGGACGUAUAAUACGGAUCAUUGACUUGAAAAAGUCGCACAUCGGCCGAUGGAGAUGUGGUACAGUUGCGUAUAAAUGAUACAGCAUCAGCAGCAGCAGUGAUCGUGGUGUUUAUGCGCAUCCUAAAUUGCAUUAUCGCGUGAUAUCUCCAUUAUAUAUACAGCGAAAACAGAACGUCGUACACGACCUUUAACGCUGCAUGUUUAUCCAAAUGUCCGCUAUAGCUCACUCUAUGCCAGGUACUACCUCGAAUAAACUGUCACAAAAUCGGAGCAACGAGAGCGUUGGAUCCGAUGAGGACGACCCGAAUUCGGGCAAAUACAGAAGAAUGGAAGACGACAAUAUUCAAGAUAAAGAGCGCUUCGCCAGCAGCAGGGAAAAUCACUGCGAGAUCGAGCGACGACGCAGAAACAAGAUGACCGCUUACAUCACCGAACUGUCAGACAUGGUGCCAACGUGCUCCGCCUUGGCUCGCAAACCCGACAAGCUCACCAUCCUUCGCAUGGCCGUCGCUCACAUGAAAAAUCUCCGUGGCACGGGCAACACCAGCGCUGACGGGACCUACAAACCAUCAUUCUUGACGGAUCAGGAGCUCAAGCACCUGAUACUGGAGGCCGCCGACGGCUUUCUGUUCGUCGUCAGCUGCGACACCGGCAGAAUUAUCUACGUGUCGGACUCGAUCGCGCCGGUGUUGAAUUACUCUCAGAACGAGUGGUACGGCACCAGCCUGUACAAUCAGGUGCAUCCCGAUGACACGGACAAGGUCAGGGAGCAGUUGAGCACAGCCGAACCUCAGCAUACCGGUCGAGUUCUCGAUCUCAAAACGGGCACCGUCAAAAAAGAGGGACACCAAUCAUCCGUCCGGCUCUGCAUGGGCUCUCGUCGAGGCUUCAUCUGCCGUAUGAAGGUCGGAAAUUUGCAAACCACCGGCGACAUGGCAGCGGCUCACGGCCUGCAGAGGAUGAAGCAGCGAAAUUCGCUCGGGCCACCCGCGCGAGACGGCCAAAGUUAUGCGGUCGUGCAUUGUACCGGCUACAUAAAAAAUUGGCCACCAACGGGUGAUUUUGUACCUCCUCCUAUACCCACAGGUGUGGGCAAUGUAGUACCCAAUGAUGGCAGGGGCGGCGAUGAAAAUGCGAAUCACUACUGCUUAGUCGCCAUCGGCAGAUUGCAGGUCACUAGCACGCCCAACACCAGCGAAAAUGCACAAGCUAACAGUCCCAAUGAAUUUAUCACUCGACACUCGAUAGAUGGUAAAAUUACAUUUGUUGAUCAACGAAUCACUGGUAUACUUGGAUACACAUCUACAGAAGUUCUUGGCCACGUUUGCUACGAUUUCUUCCAUCCCGAGGACAUCACUCACAUGCGGGAAAGCUUUGAACAGGUUUUAAAAAUGAAAGGACAAGUUCUAUCGGUAAUGUACAGAUUUAAAGCGAAGAAUCGAGAAUGGGUUUGGCUGAGAACGUCGGCCUAUGCGUUCUUGAAUCCUUUCAAUGACGAAGUUGAAUAUAUCAUUUGCACUAAUGCCUUGGCUACCAAAUUGAUACCUGCUGGUAUUGCUGCUGGAGAUUCUUCUCAACCUGAAAAUGAAGUUGUUUCUGGAUAUGCUCAGCCAAGUUUAGACUACUCCAUGGAUCGACACGCGCGGCCUAAUCCAAUGUACACGGCUCCUAAUCCGCUUCACAUGAUACAGCAUUCAGCUGUAUUACCUGGUGGUCCAGGAGCACCGCCACCUCAAAGCCAGCAAUCGAGACCUCCAAGUUCACAAAAUAUGUACCCGAGUUAUGAAACGACUCAUUCUCCUAUUGCAUAUGGUUCUCCGGGACCACAGAGUACUUCUUCAGUUUUAAAUAGAAUUCAAAAACCGGCUCCUAACUCACCUACAACACAGGUUACUCCAGCAGGCAAUUGGUCGAGUUUAGCACAACAACCUGUAUCGUGCGAGGGUUAUCAGUACAGUCAAUCGAGUCCCUCCAGAUCACCGAGCGGACCAACAUAUACUCAGUUGAGUAGCGGAGCCAGAACGCCAACUCAUGCUCAAUACCAUGCAACAGUGCCUAAUAAUAAUUCUGGUAUGUGGAGUUGGCAAAGUCAACAACAGCAUCAAGGACCACCUACGGAGGCUGCCGGUCAACCCAACGCUCAAGUUAGCGGUCAGCAGCAAGCUCCGCAUCCAGCCGCGCCAAAUCAAUCUAAUGCUCAACCCCAAGAAUUGUCCGACGUACUCCAAAUGUUUGGAGACCAAGAACUCAUGUUUAAUGCUCCAUUUGAAUAAGUUUGUGAACUCAUAAACGGCUAAUGUUGUAUAUUUUUAGAUUUUUUUUAGUUGAGAAGUAUUUAUCAAUGUCAGAGAAAUUUUUAUAUUAAACAUAUGUACAAUGUCUUUCGUACUAAAUAACUCGGCAAGUAUGCUCAAAUUCUAGGUUUUUAUAGCUCAACUUCAAUUUAGAGAACUGCAUACUUGCACAAGUAAUUUUCAAAGUUCUUUUUUAAUUACAGAUACUUAAUUAGUUAGGUUGUUUUGUGCUUCGAUACAACGAACGAUAUAUCUCAAAACGUGAGUUAGUUGCUGCUAUCAAAUUGAUAGAAAUCCGUUCGAUUAUUUUAGACAAAAAAUGAUACGAUAAAAAGUAAUUAAUGUAGUUGAAUUACGUUAAGCUAAAUUUUACAUUGUAAUUAAAUUUAAAAAUAAGUGCAAUCGUUCGUGCCCCGACACGACACGUUUACUACCAGAAUUUUUCCUAAUGUAGAAUUAUUCCUGGUUAAAACUAUGAUUUCGGUAAAAAUUUUGAAAAAAAUAUGCUCAGUACUCCAGUACUUUUUAAAUGUGUAUUUUGCGACAUAUUUUGUGUACAUUUAUCUAACUAAGAAACUAGUAUUGCUCAUUGUGGACUUGGUAAAUUUACCACAUGACUGUUAGGAAUCAACUUAUUUUUAUGUUUUUAGCAAAUAAUAAUAUGAAUUACGAGAAACUGACAUUUGGUACAGAAAAUGUAACCUGUGUUUUUGCGAAUUUUGUAUAGCGUGGUGUAAUCGUUAUGAUUCGUCUAAUGAUUCAUAUCGAAAUUUAAAUGUCAACAUUUUAUAAACAUGUGAAAUGUAUUUAUAUUAAUAUUAUGUACAUUGAAUACCUAAUAAAAAAUGCAAGACUUCA
Molecule: messenger RNA, 3567 nt
Organism: Trichogramma pretiosum
Lineage: Eukaryota; Metazoa; Arthropoda; Insecta; Hymenoptera; Trichogrammatidae
Gene: tgo
Product: aryl hydrocarbon receptor nuclear translocator homolog
Exons: 10
Coding region: 613-2688 (691 amino acids)
Biological process (GO): regulation of transcription by RNA polymerase II
Cellular component (GO): nucleus; transcription regulator complex; aryl hydrocarbon receptor complex
Molecular function (GO): RNA polymerase II cis-regulatory region sequence-specific DNA binding; protein dimerization activity; DNA-binding transcription factor activity, RNA polymerase II-specific
Source: RefSeq, a predicted model, not a curated record